Messenger RNA from Rubroshorea leprosula, 1241 nucleotides. The record is from the annotation of a GenBank genome assembly. Lineage: Eukaryota; Viridiplantae; Streptophyta; Magnoliopsida; Malvales; Dipterocarpaceae.
CCCUUGACCCUCUGCACCCGAGAAGCCCCCCCAACUACCGUCACCCAUUUCCGGCCGGAAAUCCGGCUAAGCUUGGGGGUUUUCUCCUUCUUUUCUUGUUCUUGAACCUAGAAAUAUCCCCCUCCCUUCUGCAGAUUUUCGGAUCUGCUUUGUCCUUCUGCGAGUAGCUUUUGCUGAUGGAGUGCUUCCCGAUUUUCUGGUUUGUCGUGAGUUCCUCCAUUCCUCUCCCCAUCGGCUUCCUUCCCAGUCGGACCCGGUGCUACUCGCCGGAGUUUCUUGGUUUUGAUCGUUCUGUCAUCGUGGCACUUGGGUUAGCCUUUUGUUCUGUGCGAGUGAGGUAAGUAAAUUAUGGUAAAGCCCUUCGAUUUUAAAGCAUGUUUUCAAUUGUUUUUGAGAUGGUGGCAAGGUUUAAAUUAAUUUUAAAUUGAUUUUAUCAACAUCUGAGUGUGAUUAAAUUGAAAUGAAAAUUUGGAUGAUUUUCUUGAGAAUUUCCUUGUUUUUUUGAAAUUGAGCAUGAUUGGAAUGAAAAUGAGGAUUUUAUUGAUUUUCUGGAAAUGAGCAUGAUUGAGAAAUGAAAAUGGGAAUUUUAUUGUUUUUCUGGAGUUGAACAUGCCUAUUUGGGCAUUGACUGAACUGUUUUGAUGAACUGAGAAUUUUGUAAAUGUUGAGUUUUCUGUUAAAUUCAUGCCCGCAUGGAAAUUUUUCGGUUUGUUCUGAAAUUCGGGAUUGAUUGUGAAAUUCGGGUAUUUCUGUAAAUCUUGCAUGGAUUUGUCUCGGAUAUAGUCAUGAUUACUGACGCCCGCUAGUGGGAGUUGUAAACGCUAGCACAUGUCGACAUGUAUUUCUGUGGAACCGGUUCACCCUGCCUAUGGGGUUAAACACUGGCACUAUUACUGAUGCCUGCUAGUGGGAGUUGUAAACACUGGCACUAUUACUGACGCCUGCCAGUGGGAGUUGUAAACACUGGCACUAUUACUGACGCCUGCCAGUGGGAGUUGUAAACACUGGCACUAUUACUGACGCCUGUCAGUGGGAGUUUGUAAACACUGGUACCAUUACUGACGCCUGCCAGUGGGAGUGUGUUAAACACUGGCCAUGACUUAUGGAUGAGACUACUGAACUGAGUUUUAUUCUGCAUGAACGGUUUGUCAUGAAUACUUUCCAAUUGAACUGAAUCUUAUUUUGUCACUGAGCGUUUUGGUUAUAUUAAACUGUUUAUCUGGCAUGCUUAAAAGUUUUAC